This is a messenger RNA of Fusarium redolens, 1527 nucleotides long. RefSeq names its product TLC domain-containing protein. Gene Ontology annotation, molecular function: sphingosine N-acyltransferase activity. Gene Ontology annotation, biological process: ceramide biosynthetic process. The transcript is spliced from 3 exons. The record is from RefSeq and is a predicted model, not a curated record. Lineage: Eukaryota; Fungi; Ascomycota; Sordariomycetes; Hypocreales; Nectriaceae. Gene Ontology annotation, cellular component: membrane. Bases 13 to 1278 code for a protein of 421 amino acids.
GGAAAAGUCGAUAUGGCAGCAAAACUACGUUCAAAGCGAUAUCAAGAACAAACUUCACUAAAGCAAUGGCUUAUCGAUAACCAAAUCGGCAUAUGCCUCGGUAUUCUAACCCCUCUACUCAUCGCGCAAUGCAACAGUCUUACACGUCCCCUCACCGCUAAACUUACUUCUCUCUCGUACCGAGACGAAUUCACGGGGGAGUACGGCGUUGGGUUCGAUGAUAAUUACCUGGUGGCUGUUCUGAUCGUGGUGUUGACGGGUCUUCGGGAUGCUACUAUGCGGUUCGUUCUGGACCCGUUGGCGGCCGCCUGGGGACUGGGGAGGGCUAGAUCCAUGCGGUUCAAGGAACAGGCUUGGAUGGUGGUAUACUAUUCCACUUGCUGGUCUGUUGGCAUGUACAUCUAUGCGUCUUCGUCGUAUUGGUUGAAUCUUCAGGCUAUGUGGACGAAUUGGCCGAAUCGCGAAAUAUCCGGACUGAUGAAGAUUUACAUGCUGGCGCAAUUGGCUUUCUGGCUUCAGCAGAUGAUUGUCAUCAAUAUUGAGAAGCGGCGCAAGGAUCACUGGCAGAUGCUCUCUCACCAUAUCGUCACGAUUGCUUUGGUGUACUGCUCUUACAGAUAUGGCCUCACCCGCGUUGGCAAUGUUGUUCUGAUCCUCAUGGACUUUAACGACCUAGUCUUCUCGAUCGCAAAGUGCUUGAAGUACAUGAAGCUCCAAGCUUUGUGCGACUUUACGUUUGGCGCAUUUGUGGUUAGCUGGGUGCUGUGCCGCCAUACUGCGUUCCCGAUGGUAUGCUGGUCCGUCUAUGCGCAUAGUCUGGCCAUCACCGGGCCGAGAUGCUUCAUUGGCUCAGGAAAGAACACCAUUGGUCCUCAAGAAGUUCCGGAAAAUGGUUACUUCUAUAUGCUUGAGCCAUUGAUAUACACCAAUGGGAGGGUAUGCUACGACUACACUAUCAAGACACUAUUCCUCAGUGGCCUUUUGUUCCUGGAGACACUUAUGCUCGUUUGGUUCGUCAUGAUUGUCAAGUUGGUCAUUCGGGUGUUACGCGGUGGAAACGCAGAAGAUACGCGCAGUGAUAAUGAGGAAGAGGAAUACGAGGACGAGAUACCGAUCGAAGUUGAGGUCGAUGCCGAGAAACUUCAAUUUCCGAAGCAGUUUUCCUCCCGCGGAAAAGGGACAUCUUCCGUGUUUCAGUCAACGAGAGGAGUGAACAUUUCGAAAGACAGAAGAGGUUAUUUGGAUAGAAUUGGCUGCGAACAGAGGAUAUCACGAUAAGCGACACCUUAAUUGGGAUAGAUCAGGUACUGAGAGAAGGAUAUACCCUGGAGGUCAAUGCGGGACAUACCGUAAAGACUAAUGUUUAAUACUAAUGUUGGAAACUCUAAUGAACGACUGAAGAGUCGAACGAGUGGCUAUAUCGCUGAGAUAUUAUGAUGCUGCCGACGAUGCCGAAGAGAAUAAUAAGUGUCGGACCGAAGAUAUGCUGCAAUUCUCAAUUACCGCAACAUCAUGCCGAAGUGCUAU